AUGCGAAAACUAUGGCUACUGUCUGGACUGCUGCUGAUGCUCAGAAGCGAAGAGAUUUUUGCACAGAAUGUGCCGCAUAUAGCCUGCCCGCAAUACUUUGAGUAUUUGGCCUUUAAUCAGGAAUAUAUCGGACGACUAACUCUACCACACGAUCCACGUUACGGCAAUAAUACAAUAUUUGUGGAGUUUUCGCAACGCACGCCCAUCAAUUCGGCUUACGUUGGGCGUCUUUCGCUUUUGCAAGAUGAAGAAACGACGAAAUAUAAUUUGGCCAACGGCAUACCAAUACAAUAUCGUGUUGACUUCCCAACGCCUGGUGUUUUGCCAAAACUAACGCAAAUAUAUCUAAACAAUGCAGUUAUCUGUUAUGCAUCUCCAUAUCCACCGCCAAACACACUCAUCUCCCUGACACACACACUACGCUUUCAGGCGUCGCCAUUGCGUGGUAAUAGUAAUACAAUUACCAUUCCGGUUCGUCCAGCUCCGGCGCGACCGCAGGCUACACAGCCUCCACAGAUCGUACAGAGACCAGCUCAGCAGUCUGUGAUCGUUCAGCCAUCGUUUCAACAACAACCUCAGCCACAACCUGCUCCUAUACCGGCCACAGCGGCCCCAAGGCAACGCCCCACUGCCAUUACAAACCAGGCUCAGCUUAAUGCGGUCUGCGGGCGUGAGACCCCCACCAUUUCACCUUUCAUCUUUCACGGCACAAACGUGGCUCACGGAAAGCUGCCCUGGAUGGCGGCCAUAUUCGAAAAGCAGACCAAUGGACUCGUGUACUUCUGCGGUGGCACGCUGCUCUCUCAAUCGACUGUGGUGUCAGCGGCGCAUUGCUUCCGACUUAAAAAUAAUCUACCUGCUAGCCGCACUAUCGUCUCGCUGGGUCGCGUCAGUCUCGAUGACUACAAAAACGGGGUGUUAAGUGAGAUCGAGGUGAUUGUUCAGCAUGAGGAGUACCAAAGUGAUAACUUUUCGGAUGCGGAUAUUGCGUUAUUGAAGCUGGUGGAGCGUGUGACCUUCACGGAGUUUAUUAAGCCCAUUUGUCUGUGGAACGAGAAUUAUCGGCUGGACUUGCCAACGGGGGAGAAGUCUUAUGUUGCUGGUUGGGGCGCCGAUCAGGAUGGAAAUGCCAACACAAAGAUAGCCAAAAUGACAGACACUGAUAUACUCAGCGAAUCGGAUUGCCUGCGUCGACUGCCAACGCGGCGCGUGACGCCACGCACGAUAUGUGCUGAGAAUAAAGUCGGAGCGGGUCCGUGCACUGGCGACUCAGGCAGUGGUCUAAUGCUCAACGAGAACAAUGUUUGGGUGUUGCGUGGCAUUGUGUCUGCCGGUCAGACGCGCGCCCAAGGCUGCGAUCUAAGCAAGCCCGUCAUCUACUGUGAUCUGGCCAAGCACAUACAAUGGGUACGGGCGAGCAUGUGGUACUGAAAAUAUGAAAACGCAUACCCAUUAAUUGUAGCAAGUAGUAGUUUGUUAGUUAUUUAUGUUAAGAUUAAAUCAAAACUCACAAUACAGUGCCAAAACAAAUGCAA
This is a messenger RNA of Scaptodrosophila lebanonensis, 1535 nucleotides long. Its product is annotated as serine protease gd-like. Bases 1 to 1431 code for a protein of 476 amino acids. The record is from RefSeq and is a predicted model, not a curated record. The transcript is spliced from 5 exons. Lineage: Eukaryota; Metazoa; Arthropoda; Insecta; Diptera; Drosophilidae. Gene Ontology annotation, biological process: proteolysis. Gene Ontology annotation, molecular function: serine-type endopeptidase activity.